UUUCCUAGGGUGGCACCUUCACUAUUUCCAAUCUGGGCAUGUAUGGCAUCAAGCAUUUUUCAGCUAUCAUUAACCCUCCUCAAGCCUGCAUUCUGGCUGUGGGUGGCUCAGAAAAGAGACUGCUGCCUGCAGACAACGAAAAAGGGUUUGAUGUGGCAAGCAUGAUGUCUGUGACUCUGAGCUGUGAUCACCGGGUGGUAGAUGGUGCUGUUGGCGCACAGUGGCUGGCCGAGUUCCGCAAGUUCCUGGAGAAACCGUUCACCAUGCUCCUGUGAGCAGGACGUUUAAAGGCUCCUGGCCCAAAAAAAAACAGUGGACUUUAAGAUUUGGAGAGGUCUCUCUCAUUGGUUAUAUGCUUGCCCUGGGAAUUAUAACAGGUGGUUCUCUCCCUCUUUUUUAUUUUCCUUAUCACUCACAUACUCCCUUUCAUAUACUGUAUUUUCAACAUUGCUUCCUAAAGCCUGAAGUAACCUCUCAACCCAAAGUCGUAAGUCAUUGUUAAGGUAAUUUUCUGUAGUUUCAGAGGAUAAUGCUGGAUAAUGCAAGGGUUUUCAUCUUCCUUCAGGAUAUUGUUACAAGCACCGUAAGUCUGUGCUUGCCAUUAGAUCAAAGAAUAAUGUCUGUGUCCAUGGCCAAGUCUCAUGGUCUGUACCUGCAAGCUUUGACUUGUUUCCAUGUAUCAAUGACACAUUUAUAGGCACAAUAUGAGUAUCCUUAAUGUACAAGAAAAAGAAGAAAAGAUCUGGAGAUGUGUGUGCCAAA
Molecule: messenger RNA, 762 nt
Organism: Sinocyclocheilus anshuiensis
Lineage: Eukaryota; Metazoa; Chordata; Actinopteri; Cypriniformes; Cyprinidae
Product: dihydrolipoyllysine-residue acetyltransferase component of pyruvate dehydrogenase complex, mitochondrial-like
Exons: 2
Coding region: 39-275 (78 amino acids)
Biological process (GO): pyruvate decarboxylation to acetyl-CoA
Cellular component (GO): pyruvate dehydrogenase complex
Molecular function (GO): dihydrolipoyllysine-residue acetyltransferase activity
Source: RefSeq, a predicted model, not a curated record